AUGCGUCUCCGCGUCAACAAGACGCCCUCGUGCAGCGUGCCGCGCCGUGUGCCAAAACGCGCCAGGAGGCGUAACAAGAGAAAACCCGUGCACGACGCACUGUCCGGCCUGCUCACCGGACAGCUCCCUUUUUCGCUGCAUCCGCUGCACUCGCGCACCCGCACCCCACAGCCUGCAUCCGCUUUCUUGGCACGCUGCACGGCGAAGAAAAACUGCGUCACGAUUUCCGCGUUGUGUCGAUCUCGAAUUACCACAACGGGCAAAAAGACGCUAAUGGUAAAAUUUUCACUUGAUUACCAAUCGAUUCACACCACGGAUCUCAGCAGAGGUCAGAGGAGUUUCAGGAUGGAUGCGGUUUCAGUUUGCAGCGUUUCGCAGCGUUUCGUAUCGUUUCGUUUCGUUUCGUUCGUUGUUUGCAAUUCACUACCACUUGUGCAACGGGCAGUGAGUGCAACGGGCAGUAAGUGCAACGACUGGCGUACUCCCGUAUCGACUUGUGUGCUCUUGCAAAGCUUAUUUCAGUUUCGUGUCCAGAUCACCCUGGGUUCUGGGCCGUGGCAGGUAUAUAGAUAUACACAAGAACUACUCGCAAAGACUUCAAGGAAGCAUCCACUCAUUUUUUCUCCGUGA
This is a messenger RNA of Zygotorulaspora mrakii, 630 nucleotides long. RefSeq lists its product as uncharacterized. NCBI's taxonomy places the organism in Eukaryota, Fungi, Ascomycota, Saccharomycetes, Saccharomycetales, Saccharomycetaceae. The record is from RefSeq and is a predicted model, not a curated record. The transcript has a single exon. Bases 1 to 630 code for a protein of 209 amino acids.